This is a messenger RNA of Sebastes umbrosus (honeycomb rockfish), 937 nucleotides long. RefSeq names its product kallikrein-15-like. NCBI's taxonomy places the organism in Eukaryota, Metazoa, Chordata, Actinopteri, Perciformes, Sebastidae. The coding region runs from base 47 to 505 and encodes 152 amino acids. The transcript is spliced from 4 exons. The record is from RefSeq and is a predicted model, not a curated record. Gene Ontology annotation, molecular function: serine-type endopeptidase activity. Gene Ontology annotation, biological process: proteolysis.
ACUGGAGAACAUCACAGCUCGUGACCACAAAGUCCCCUUUUAUGGGAUGCAUGACAUCAUGCUGCUGGAGCUAACUAACCCUACUCAGAUUCAACCUGUUCGACUUCCUAACUGUAGUAAUCCUCUCAAGAUAGGUGAUACAGUUGAGAUUGCAGGUCGUGCAGCCAAAACUCUGCGCCCUAAUAAAGAAAGAGAACCUGGUAUAGUAGAUGUUCUCCAAUGUGCAAAGACCACGAUUGUUGACCGUCAGGAUCUCAAAGACCGUUUGCAGAAGAACUACGAAGGGUUCGACGAGUUCUACGGGUAUCAACAUUGGCAAAGUUACCAACGUCCUGGAGUGGAUGCAAGCGUAGGUGACUCUGGUGGAGGAGUGGUGUUCAAUGGUAUGAUUUACGGUGUCAAUGCUUUCGUCGGUAAUGAUACCCAUGGCACUGUUGCACCAGCUGGAUUCAUGGACGUCUGUAAAUACAUGAAAUGGAUUAGUAAUACAAUCGGUAUUGCCUGACCCUGAGUGGGAUGAUAAGGGUGUGUUAUACUAUGAAAUGUCCUGUCAUUUAACAGGAAUUUCUCCUGCAUUAAGAAAAUUGUUGAGUUACUCUAAAUUUGCAAUUGAUAUAUUUACAAUUGAUUAAAUGUUAAACUGUUAUUUGUAAGAGAUUUAUAGUAUCUGAGUUACAAAUUACAGAUUCUUACUUUCAAACUUAUUCUGGUAAAAAAAAAAAAAAAUGUACAGUUUUAUAUACAGUUUUUACAAAUUUCCCCAUACUGUAUGUAAGCGUAACAGAUUUUGCAUGCUAUUAUACAGUGAUUGUAUUGGGAAAACUAUAAGGUGCCAAAUAUAAUAGUCUGCUUUUCUUUUCAAAAUACUGAUAGCUGUGAUAAACAUGACUUUUUAACAAGCUUGUGUCAGUUUAAAUAAAAUGAAGAUGACUCACAA